UUUAGAGAGUUUUCGAUUGACCUGUAAUCAUCACAUCCGUUGUGCAGUGUGACCUAUUAAUAUUGACUCGUACAAAACCGCCUCAACGAAUCAACUCACUGAUUCGAGACUUAUACUUGUCAUGAACGUCACGAUCGUUUGUUAAUCAACCCGACGUGCUAAUACCUAGUUUUCUAACCAAAAUACGAAGUACAGAAGAGGUCAUCUUGAAGGUAUCUGCAAUUGAGCGACAGUGACGUCACAGAUGCUGGGAAAAUUUCUAGCUUAAAGAGGAACGCAAUCAAGGGCCCAAUCAAGGAGUACCUCAAGAAUUUGUCUCUGGAGAGAUCCAGGAAUCAUAUGUUGAAAUGGGCUUUCACUGCUGAUGUUGUUGAUGAGCCUUAUCGAUACGAUUUACCAAAACCUGUAGACUUGAUUGUCAUGGAUGAACUGGAACGAGAACAUCAGUGGAAGUACGAGCAGGCGAAACAGAGGUUUGGGUCCGAAGAAGAAGACCUAGAGGGGACAUCAAUGCAAUCGUUGUCGCAGGUGUCCUUCGCCUCUGAAGAAGAGCUUCCUGAGAAGUCUCCACUAGAUGAAUCUGCUGGCUUUAUUCCAAAGUUAACGGAUAUUCAACAAAAACUACUAGAUGAAGUGGACUCCAAGCCAACCCCAAAGUCGGUGGCAAUCGAAGAAGAUACCAAGAUUAUCCCUAAACUUUCUGAAGUCAAAGAUAAGUUAGUAUCCACAGAGGAAAACGACAAGAAGCCCUUCACGUACGGAGAUGAUGAGCGGUUCGAAGGAAUAAAAAAUGUCAAGAACAAGCUGCCAAAAGGGCAAAAGGAAUCCGAGCCACAGGACUAUGUGAUGCCUACAACUGUAAUGAAAAAAGAUCAAGACUUGAAGAAAAUGAUGGAAGAAAGGAAGAAACUUACUGACGAGAAUAUCGACGAUAGAGCCGAGAGUGCUGCUCAGGAGAUACGUAGUCUUGCUUCUGAUAUCUCCAAGACCUUUGGCUCAGAUAGUCCUAAAGAGAACCAAGAAAAAGCAGACAACAAGGAAUCUGUCAGGAAAGUUUCAAGCGAAAAGAAACCAGAGGAGACAAAGAAAGAAAUUAAGAAAACUGAAGGAGAUUCAAAACGAAAGGUUUCUGGAGAAAAGGAAUUUACUCAAGGAAAGCCAAAGGUGUCAUCCCUCGAUCAAGAAGAUUCUGGCAAAAAGAAACCAGAGGAAACUAAGAAAGAAAUUAAGAAAACUGAAGGAGAUUCAAAACGAAAAGUUUCUGGAGAAAAGGAAUUUACUCAGGCAAAGCCAAAGGUGUCAUCCUUCGAUCAAGAAGAUUCUGGCAAAAAGAAACCAGUGGAAAAGAAGCCAAAGUCUACUCAGGCUUCCGUUAAGAAGGAAGACAACGCCAAGUCAUUGUCGUUGGAAGAGAAACCUGUUUUGGACACCAAGUCCACUUCAAAUUUGAAAGCUUUCGCUGAUCAUCGUCGUAAGCUUCGUCCCUCGCGUAAACACGCACCCACGAGUAACCCAAUCAAAGCCAGGCAGAAAAGAGAAGACUUGAGAACAGAGACUGAUUUCCUCGUAUCGAAGGCCGAGCGGAAUCACGUGAAAGAAGCUGAUGAACUAGAGAAACCUAUUCGUACUUAUGUGUCCAAGAAACGAAAUGAGUCAAAGUUUGCAGCCGAAGCACUUGAAGGGUUGUCGAAGAAAGAAAACCUUAAAGAAGCCAGUACUGCUCUUAGAAAAACCGCCAAGAAUGUUGAAGGGAUCAGCACUGAACUCAAGGAAUUUGGUGGCUUUCUCCCUGUCAUGCUGCUACAGAUUAAAGGCCACAGACACUUGCAAACGAGAUUGGUAGAACCCUCUGCGAAGUCUCUUAACUCAGGUGACGCGUUCGUGUUGGUAACCGAAAAGAAUGUCUACGUGUGGUUAGGUAAAGGAGCGAAUAUCAUGAAGAAAGCCAAGGCUGCUGAAGUAUCCACGAUCAUCGUCAAACAAAGAGACCUGGGUACUAAUACCAAAACAUCCCACAUGAUAGAAGAAGGAAAGGAGGAGGCCGGAUCGACGUCAUUCUGGAAACUUUUGGGCGGGAAAAGUAAAAUAGCCAGUGCUCGACAAGUUCCAACGGACGAAGAAUACGAAAAGAAUAUCCAGGCAACAAACCUAGUAUAUAGGAUUGAUUAUAGCCGAGACCCCCCGGAACUCAAGUUCAGAGAUGAUUUAUCCGGAAGGGUACUUAGUGAAAAAUUCAUGGACCCAGAUCACGCAUACGUAUUGGAUUUUGGUCCUGAGGUUUAUCUUUGGCUUGGACGAAAUUGCAACCGAUCAGCUCGACUAAAAGGAAUGAAACUUGCUCAAGAAAUCUACGAUGGAAAAUUUAAAUAUAAGAGUCGACUAAAUCCGUUCCAUCCUUCGUCCCUCUCGGACAAGGAGCAGAGUCAUGAGAUAUCACGGCCUAAAUGGGCUUUACUCGGCAGAAUGACGGCGCGUUCAGAGACUGUGUUGUUUAGAGAGAAGUUCAUUGAUUGGCCUGAUCACAACGUUGAUUACACCAAGGACUUUGUCAAGAAACCGGUCAGCGGUAGCUUUGCUGUCUUGAACAAAAAGUCAACUCUCCAAGAAGAAAAUCAAGAAACAGGCACUGGUGAUGCUAUCUCAUACGACAAGCAAGAAAAUGGUAUUUUUAGCCUCAAAACAGUCGAUGUAAACAUGAUGAUAGAACUUCCUCCAGAACCAAGCCUUGUUCUUGAAAAUUUUGAUAUAGGUAGAGGAAUUGGAAGUAUUGACGAAGAAGGAAGACGGUUUUCCGUCACCACUGUUGAUGUUAAAGUGUGGCAUGUCAAGGAAUAUGGCUACAAUGCUAUGCCCGAAGAGGAUUAUGGUCACUUCCAUUCUUGUGAAGGAUAUAUCGUUCGAUGGAAAUACUGUGUUAAGCGUACAGGUGUCAAGUCACUAAAAGGCAAGACAUCUAGGAUAGAAGAUGUAGGCAGAGACAAGAUAGUCUACUUCUUCUGGCAAGGACAAGACUCUACGAUCAAUGAGAAGGGUGCUGCUGCCCUAAUGACCGUAGAACUGGACUCAGACAGAGGACCCCAGGUUCUCGUAGCGCAAGGAAAAGAACCGCCAUGUUUUCCUCGGUUGUUUGGUGGCAAGAUGGUGGUACAUCAAGGAAAGCGGGAACCACCGGAAGACGAAGAUGACGAGGAGGACACGUGUAUGUUUAUUGUACGUAACGAAGAUCCAGACGAAGUGUACCUACUUCAAGUCAAAACAGAUCCAUACGCAUUACGGUCGCGCACCUCAUUCGUUGUAGUAGAUCUUAUAGAACUAAUACUGUACGUCUGGCACGGAGCAAAAUCAAGCAAAGAGAUUAGAAACAUUGGAAAAAACGCGGGAAAACAGCUCAUGAAGUGGUUUAAUGACAAAUUCCCUGAUGAUGCUUUAGAAGUACAAGAAUUCGAGGAAGGAGAUGAGCCAGAUUUAUUUUGGGACGCGUUACGGGGAGAUCAGUCACAUGUAUCACUCAAGGAAGAUUCUCGUAAAUACGACUUCACUCUACGAGUUUUUAGUCUGAAUAGCUCCAGCGGUCAGUUCGUGGCCACAGAACUUCUGAAUCCAUCGCGUUCGUCGUCUGUGACGACACCUUAUCCAAUCCGCCAAUCACAACUUUACAGUGCAUCUCAACCAGCUAUUUUCCUCAUAGACGCUCAUCAUGAGUUGUACAUGUGGCAGGGGUGGUGGCCACGUGACGAAGAAGAAAAUGAAAUGCAGGCAACCACUACAGGUUCAGCGCAAACACGCUUUAGUAAUGACCGUCGCUUAGCAAUGGAAACCAUUAAAUCAUACGCGCAAGAACUCAACAGGAAUUUAUCCAAAACAUACAUUAUUUUCGCUGGACUCGAACCCAAGUCGUUUAAAGCUUUAUUUCCAUACUGGGAAGAACGCGAUGAUGUCAGGGAUAUCAAUGUGGAAGCACGAAAGGAUAAACCCGUGUUGUUGAAGCUCGAGGAAGAAUUGGCCAGAUUAUCUAGAGAUACAUACUCACUCAGCGAACUACAGAAAAAACCCUUACCUGAUGGAGUCGAUCCAACAAGACUAGAAAUGUACCUUCAUGUCGCAGAAUUCGAGAAAGCGUUUGGAAUGUCGAAGAGCGACUUCGAAAGCAUCCCGACAUGGAAGAAAUUGGGCUUAAAAAAGAAGGCGAAUUUGUUUUAAACCCAGAAAAUCCACUCACACUCACACUGCUAAAUUCUGAUAUUUAAUACCUUUACGUAUAUUAUUUCAGUUAAUAUUUCAGCUUUUACGUUGCCACUCGCUAGUGUACAGCCGACUCAGGAAUCGUAAUGAAAAUUAGUUAAUAAUGAAGUAAUUUAAAACUUGUAUUUAUGAUUGAAUAUUUAUAGAAUGUAAACUUUUGGGCUCGAUACGACAUCGAUACGACACACUGGUUGUGCAGCAACCCUUAAAAGUUGAAAUCUUGAAGGUUUAUUUUCUUGAUCCGAGAUCCACAGUCCAAUCCAGUCCCAUUUAUUCCAGGUUGUUUGGCGUUUAUCAAAACAGGAGCAACUCUAGAAGAAUCCAAGAUACACAGCUAAUCGUAAUCAGGCUUUAUGCAGUAUUUCUUUAGCUUUAGUUUUCCGCUUCAAAUUCUUGUAACAAAGUUAGCUUUUCUCCCUUUCCAAGGAAUUAGCCUGCGUCACAUAGGAAUGGACUAUUUGAAACUUUGGUUCUGGAUAUCAUUUUCUGUCAGAAACACGUUUGUUACUUUUUUUAGUGUCUUGGGACAUGCCGGGAAAGUUUUUUCAGGAUCACUUGAAGGAAUCCAAAAGCAUCGUAUUGGUUGUUAUUUUAUUGUUCUAAAUUGAAGCACAGAAAUGAUUAAUAAAUUACAAGCCUAUGGGCUAGACAUGUUUAGUAGAAGUAGAAUAAGUAGAGUACGAACUGUUCGCAAUAGACUUCAUUUUCUUUUGUGGAUAGCAACCAAGAUGGCGUCCAUAGCGACGUCAUGCAUUUUAGUCACGUGGUUGCACGCCACUAAAAUUCAUUCACCUGUAAAUGGCUUUGGCCUUCUUUUAAGAUAAUUGUUUUGAUCUUAUCUCUUUGAUAUUCUUUUUACCUCACUAAAGCUCAGGUCAAACGUCAAAAUUUACAUGAGGCGUACGCAUUGAAUACAAUUAAUAAUAAAGACGGCCUUCUUUUAUGUCAUUAGGUUCGGCUCAUGUGAAAUUCGACGUUUGUAUUCGGUCUAAGGCAAUGAAUAUAAUUUAGAAUGAAGUACGGCAACUAGAAUAAUCAGAAUURUGAUUGUUAAAUGUGUAAAUACUGAUAAAAAGAAAAAAUUCUCAGUGCACGUGCUAGACUAAAUAAUUAUGAUUUGUUAAGCUCAACACAURAAUUGUUAAAUCCUUGAAAUAAAGAAUGAGAAAAUGUA
Actinia tenebrosa (Australian red waratah sea anemone) is the source of this 5416-nucleotide messenger RNA. RefSeq names its product supervillin. The record is from RefSeq and is a predicted model, not a curated record. Gene Ontology annotation, biological process: actin filament severing; cytoskeleton organization; barbed-end actin filament capping. Gene Ontology annotation, cellular component: cytoplasm; actin cytoskeleton. Lineage: Eukaryota; Metazoa; Cnidaria; Anthozoa; Actiniaria; Actiniidae. Gene Ontology annotation, molecular function: actin filament binding; phosphatidylinositol-4,5-bisphosphate binding.